Molecule: messenger RNA, 1368 nt
Organism: Neltuma alba
Lineage: Eukaryota; Viridiplantae; Streptophyta; Magnoliopsida; Fabales; Fabaceae
Product: putative SOS response-associated peptidase YoqW
Exons: 8
Coding region: 109-1167 (352 amino acids)
Biological process (GO): protein-DNA covalent cross-linking repair
Molecular function (GO): single-stranded DNA binding
Source: RefSeq, a predicted model, not a curated record
AAAAAUGGCGGAGCACUAGUCUUCCCUCCCUUCCCGCCUUUAUUCAGUUGCCCAAAGUGACACUUCGGACAUUCUUGGGGAAUCCAAAUCAUUUUCUGAGGCAGAGCGAUGUGUGGGAGAGCUCGUUGUACUCUGAGAAACGAUGACUUCCCUCGGGCUUGUCAUCGCAGUGGUCCCGUUCGUUCCGUCAACAUGGACCGGUAUAGACCAUCAUAUAAUGUAUCUCCGGGAUAUAACUUGCCAGUAGUUCGUAGAGACGAUGCAUCUGAUAGCGAAGGAUGUGUUCUUCAUUGCAUGAAGUGGGGUUUAGUUCCCAGUUUCACCAAGAAAACAGAGAAACCUGAUCACUACAAGAUGUUCAAUGCUCGAUCUGAAUCCGUUGGUGAAAAAGCUUCAUUUCGCCGUCUUCUUCCCAAAUGCAGGUGCCUUGUGGCAGUAGAAGGAUUUUAUGAAUGGAAGAAAGGUGGAUCAGGAAAACAGCCCUACUACAUUCACUUCAAAGAUGGACGCCCUCUUGUCUUUGCUGCUCUUUAUGAUUCUUGGCAAAAUUCUGAAGGUGAGAUGCUUUAUACAUUCACUAUUCUCACAACCUCGUCAUCUUCAUCCCUCCAGUGGCUGCAUGAUAGAAUGCCUGUUAUUUUAGGUGACAAGUGUUCUACUGAUUCCUGGCUAAACAAUUCUUCCAAUCACAAGGCAUUGCUCAAGCCAUAUGAGGAAUCUGAUUUGGCUUGGUAUCCAGUCACACCUGCAAUGGGCAAGCCAUCUUUUGAUGGACCUGAGUGCAUAAAAGAGAUUCAGCUAAAGACAGAAAGGAAUGCUUCGAUUUCGAAGUUCUUCACAAAAAAAGGAGCUGAAGACUCAAAGCCAGAGCAGAGAGUACCAAGUCAUGAACCUGUCAAAACUGAAAAGCUGCCAAAAACCCAGAAGGAGGAGCCUGAAACUGAGGAGGGAGAUGAUGACAAAAAAACCAGAGAAUGUAACUAUGAUAAAGAUGAUGUUGCAAAGCACCACAUCAAGCGUGAUUAUGAGGCCUUUAAAGCAGAUUCAGAGCCAGCUUCUCAUGAAACUGUUCAGGAGAGCACAAGUCCUGUGAAGAAAAAGGAAAAAGUGAAGAAUGCUGCGGAUGAUAAACAAUCAUCCUUAUUUUCAUACUUCGGAAAAUGCUAAUCUAGCUUGCUGUUGUGUUAAGAUUUCUGUGUUUGUUUUGUUCUAUCAAUGAUGUGAAUCAUGAAAUGUCGCUUUAUUUUGGUUGGUGUAGGCACAUUCAGUAACGCUUCUUACUAUAAUAUUCCUCUAAUCUUAAUGUGGGGCCUCUAAUCUGUGGUUAACAUUCGAGAUCUGACAGAACACCCCCCCCCUUCGUGGGUU